Molecule: messenger RNA, 765 nt
Organism: Magnolia sinica
Lineage: Eukaryota; Viridiplantae; Streptophyta; Magnoliopsida; Magnoliales; Magnoliaceae
Exons: 4
Coding region: 112-393 (93 amino acids)
Cellular component (GO): mitochondrion
Source: RefSeq, a predicted model, not a curated record
UCGAUCGUGACGAUCAUCUGUUUAGUAGGGUCCUGAGUCGCGACAGAGACAACGAUCUCUUUUGUGAGAGAGAGAGAGAGAGGGAGAGAGGGAGAGAGAGAGAGCAUUGGAAUGGGUUACGUGCAAGAAGCGAGAGAAAAUCAUGUGAAGAAAAAAGUGGAAGAAGCUUUACGCAGCAAAAUGAAGCAAAAGGCUCUUAAAGAAUGUGAUCAAUACACGUCGAAGUAUGCCGAAUGUGCUGUGGGAAGAACUAUAUCCGUUGUUUGGCAUUGUCGGAAACAAGCAAAAGAGUUGAAUGACUGUCUCCAUCAAUACACCAACGACUCAAUCUUGGAAGAAAUGAAGAAAAACUACAUGCUCCAACAGGACAACAAAAGCGCUGAUAAGAUUUAAGCUCAUUGAGCUCCUCCAACAAUCUGUAAUAUUGGGGGAACAUCUAAAGGAAUGCUAGUUCUGAAAGCCCCAUCUUCAAACACUGAAGACAAGUGCACAGCAUGUGGUGCCACAACAUGUGUCUUCACAUAUGCAUAUUAAAUGUCAGCCAUUGGUUAUCACUUCUAACCAUCUAUUUCUUUGUACAUACAUGUGCGGCCCACCUGCCAAAAUGGGCUGGAGGAUUUUACGAUAAGGAUCUGUCUCUGUGGGGAUCACCCACGAACAUUAUUCUUGUUGGUUCAUGCACACAUGCUGUCUGGUGCAUUUGUUUUUGGUUCUUGAAGAUAAUCCGAUCUACCUCCCAGAUUUUGCAUAUCCAAAGAAUACCUU